Messenger RNA from Dinoponera quadriceps, 1671 nucleotides. RefSeq names its product UPF0489 protein C5orf22 homolog (gene MESR6). The record is from RefSeq and is a predicted model, not a curated record. The transcript is spliced from 8 exons. Bases 456 to 1586 code for a protein of 376 amino acids. NCBI's taxonomy places the organism in Eukaryota, Metazoa, Arthropoda, Insecta, Hymenoptera, Formicidae.
CGCCGUACGGAGGCCGGCUGUGAGUUAGAAGGAUCAGGUUUCUAAGGUCUCGUCCGUCCGUCCGUCCGUCCUUCCGAGAGACGCGAGGGGAGAGAGAGAGAAAGAAAAAAAACGAGAGGGGGGGAAACAGAGAGGACCACCUUACGGAACUCGUCUCGUGAGAAUUCAGGGUUGACCCUCCUGAUGCCCCUGUCUUUUAUUCGCGAAAUGUUCGUUUGAGGUGUGCGCCUAAGAGCGAAACUUCAGUCUGUGACCACGUGCUUUCGCGCGAAGCAGCGUGCCACGUGUCCGUGUGACUCGAGUUUCCACAUCGUUAUCACCGUCUACGUCGUCGUCGUCGUCACUUCGUGUUAAUUAGAAAAUCGAUCGCUUUUAAACGCCCGUGCUGCCGGCUCAGCGAUCGCGUUUGUCUUCGGUGGUCGUCGAUAGUCCCGCGCGGUCAGCUCUUACGGAACAUGGCGCUCGCGCUCAAGCACUUCAAGAAGACACCGAUUUACGUGGUGGAGAACCACAAUGAGGUUUUAGACUAUAUAUAUCGGUGUAUUGGCUCGAAACACCUGCCCUUUCAAGACAACACGUUUAUACAUCUGGAUUCGCAUCCCGAUAUGAUACCGCCAGCGAUACCAGCCGACACGGUUUGGGACAAGUUUCGACUAUUCGACGAUAUUGGUAUCGAGAAUUGGAUCUUGCCUGCAGUGUACGCGGGUCACUUCAAGUACAUCAUCUGGGUGAAACCACCGUGGGCUAAUCAGAUGUUGGAUGGUGUGCAGACGUUCCUCAUCGGCAGGCACAAGGACACCAGCUUGAUAAGAGUGACCAGCACCGAGUCGUACUUUCUGAGCGAAGGGGCAUAUGCGCCACCGGAAGAGCUUGAAAAUACUCACGAGGUCGUCCUGCAAGUGAUAACUAUCGGAGCUUACAUCCUCGAUCCAACACUGAAGGACGACUUCAGCACCAUCUGUUCAACAUUGCAUAAAUACAUUCCUGAAAAGGACACUCCGUACAUCUUAGACAUCGACCUCGACUUCUUCAGCACCAAAAACCCGUUCAAGAAUCUUCACGAACGCGUGGACCUCUACGAGAAACUGGCUCCCCUAUUUACGUACAAGCGACCGGAAUCGAACGAUCCUGAGGUUUUGAAAGAGUCGAUGACAGAGAGGCACAAGCAGCUCAUAGAGUUGAAGAUUCUUUUCGACCAUUUAGAAACACAUCGAUCACUGCAGAAUUACGAGGGCGAGAAAACAUCACGGUACGAAGCCGUGGUUCUACUUUGCCAUGAAGUAAAGGCUGCUUACGAUGAUUUGGAUAUUGACUGGUCGAUCGUGUACAACGCCGGUUGCACCAUCGACGACACACCCCUGCCUGAGCACGUGACGGAGCCCAAAGAUCUCGAUCGUUUGAUCGGUGAAACGUUCAAAUUGUUUUUGGUGGCUCUACCCAAAGAUCCGACCAUUGUCACCAUCGCCAGGUCUAGCUACGACGACUACUGUCCUUCUGAGGACGUCGAGGAAAUUCAGUGUGCGGUUCUCGACGAAUUCGUUUUGCAACUCGGGUCUACAGAUGAGGAGAUUCACAUUAUGUGCUAGACUUUGGAAAGGGUGUAUGAAUCAUAAAUAAAGAGAUGUUCCCUUCCCUUUAAAUCCAUGGAACUAGAAUCUGUCGAAUAAAGAU